CCGCCCCUCCGAUCGGGUUGUGUAACUCAUUCUCGGGUGGGCUGUGCCUGUUAUGAAAGCUGUUACAUACUGACUUUUUCAGUGUUGACUCUCCGGUGGAUUAAUUGCAAAACGUAGAAACAGUUUGCCGUCUCGUCCCAAGGGAAAUUAAUCCUUCUACAGAUCAAUUAAAUUGAUCGAUUGGGAGUUCCCAAUGGCCAAGAUAAAUUUAUGGAGGACUUGCCUCCUGGUCUUCACCUUAGUGGUCUACAUCAUCACUUUGAUUCUGAACGCUCUUGCAGGGAACGGACCAGAAUCAGGUAUUUUUCUUCAGACUGUUGGAAAUUUAUCAAGAAAGUACUACACUGAAUUCACCCCUGCAGGAUGGACAUUUUCUAUAUGGGGAAUCAUUUAUACAUGGCAAGCUGUGUGGCUUGUCUAUGUUCUCAUUGGAUUAUGUCAAAGUAAUACCUUGACAUGGAUGCCUUCUGUGCUGCCUUGUUUGUUUUACAUAAUCUGGAUUAUAAACAACCUUUUGAACAUAGGCUGGCUCUUUCUUUGGGACAGAGAGCACAUUAUACUUGCCCUCAUUUUCCUGGCAUUAAUCGCUUUCACAAAUUAUGUGGUUCUUUUCUUCUGUUAUCGUGGCCUAUUUACACAGGGUCCUUGGCUUCAGGAGUACAGAAAGGUUGAUUUGUGGCUUGUCAGAAUACUGGUACAGAAUGGAAUAGCUGUUUAUGCAACAUGGACAACCAUAGCCACACUACUUAAUUUUGCAGUUGUACUGACUUACAGUGCGAAUAUUUCCACGGUAACAUCUGGUACAACUUGCCUUUCUCUCCUGGCCAUCGAAGUAGUCUUAUGGUUUGGGUUGGAAAAUUUUGUGUUUGAUAAAUAUGUGCGAUACACACUUACAAUCUACCCUGUUAUCAUUGUGGCAUUAUCAGGAUCUCUGGACAAUCAUUACAAUGCCACCUCACCAACCAGGAACAACAUUUAUAUCGCUGUGCUGCUGGCCAUAGCCUGCAUCGCCUUUGUAGCACGCGUUGCCAUGGUUACUUGGCGUCAUUUCAAAUGCCCUCUCUAUCAGAGCACAGAGAACUGACUGGAAAAGUGAUGCAAGAAAAGUGAAGAUAAAAUGUAUCCAUUUAGAGCAAUAGUUCUCUUCAAGCUGUUUAAGAAACAAUAGGAAUAGAAAUAUAAUCAUUGCUGAUUAAAUUCAAGAACCCUCACUCCGCUUGUCUUUCCAGGCUGUGCUGAUGUACAGGCUCCUCACUUUAUCAGCUGAAACUUGAUUCCAUUUCAUCUGGUGAAAUAAUUGAGGGAAACUCAUGUUGGCAAUUGGAUCAAUUAAAGUUUGCGAAUGUUUGUGCAUUAGGGCCUAAAUUUUGCUGCGGGUUGUUGGUAAUGGAUUACGGGAGCUGGGGAAUAGUCAGCCUUCAUGGUUCGUUUGCACAGCUGAGAACCAAAGGCGUUUUUUGUACAUGUUUGCAAGUAGAAACAGAAGAACAAAGCUGAAGAUCUGCAUUUUAUUCAAGAGCUUGGCUUCAUUUUUAUUUUAUAACUGUCCUUGUCACCACUAGAUUCAUUCAGACAAAAUAAAUGGUUUAAUAA
Molecule: messenger RNA, 1593 nt
Organism: Mobula hypostoma (lesser devil ray)
Lineage: Eukaryota; Metazoa; Chordata; Chondrichthyes; Myliobatiformes; Myliobatidae
Exons: 8
Coding region: 194-1084 (296 amino acids)
Source: RefSeq, a predicted model, not a curated record